AUGGAACUACUUAAUAAGGCACAAAGUUUGUUGGAGUCUUUUCCUCCGGAUUAUGAAGAAGCUGGCAAACUUUUUGAGAUGGCAUAUAAUACUGAACCCAAAAAUAGUUUAAUCUUGUCAAAUUAUGCAGAGUAUCUGCUAUUGGUAGGAGAGAUAGAUCGUGCGAAAGAAAUGUUGCAGACGAGCAUAACUAUAAAUCCUUAUGAUGACUAUAUAAAGUACUUUAGUUUAGCUCAGCUGCUAGAUGGGGAAGAGUCAAUGGAUACAUGGAAGAAAGGAAUAUGUAUUCUUGAUGAGAAAAUGAAGAAUGAAAACGAUAAAGAUAAUAUUAAUAGGUUUAAGUCGCAAAUGUGUAGUGCUUUAACAGCUAUAGCAGAGCUCUACAUGACUGACUUGUGUGAUCUGAGUGAUGCUGAAGAACAAGUUAAAUGGUGUAUUGAUUUGGCUCUAAGCUAUGAGAAAGAUAAUUUUGAAACAUUAUGCUGCCAAUUAAGCUACUUUAAAACAAUAAAUGAUAGAGAUAACAGUAAGAUUUUAGUACAACAUCUGAAGGAUAUAUUAUAUAAUAAGUUAGGUUUAAAAAGGAAAUCUAUAGACAAGUCUAUAAUUAUUGGUAAUAUAGAGAAUUGUAAUGACGCUAAAACUCCUGAUUUCCAAUUCCGUUUGAACCUUUGUAGAACACUUAUUGAUUUGGGUGAAACAGAAUUCGCAGAAGACAUAUUAGAUUCAUUGCUAGAAGAAGAUGAAGAAGAUUGGCAAGUUUGGUAUAUUUUAGCAUGGUGUUGUCUAGUUGGAUCCAAUAUUGAAGGAGCUAAAGAAGCUGUAGAAUUAUGCAAAAAAUUUUCUUCCAAAUAUAUUAUUGACCCUGAAGUGAUUUCCCAGGUACAAGAGGAUAUUCAUAAUCUUGUAACCAAUAUUGAAAAUAAUGAAAAUUACUUGAAAGGUACUAAUUGA
This is a messenger RNA of Cryptosporidium muris RN66, 954 nucleotides long. RefSeq lists its product as uncharacterized. Lineage: Eukaryota; Apicomplexa; Conoidasida; Eucoccidiorida; Cryptosporidiidae. The record is from RefSeq and is a predicted model, not a curated record. The transcript has a single exon. Gene Ontology annotation, molecular function: protein binding. The coding region runs from base 1 to 954 and encodes 317 amino acids.